CUUCCGGUUUAGUCAAACGACGAAGUCUAUUUUGAUAUUUUGUCUAGCUAGCGACAUAGUUUAUGAAAUAAGUUUAAUAGUAAUUUAUUAACACCUCAAUCAAAAUGGGGAAGCGUCAACAUCAGAAGGAUAAAAUGUACAUCACAUGUGCUGAGUACACCCAUUUCUAUGGAGGGAAAAAAUCAGAAAUUCCAAAGUCAAAUUUUCGACGUCUUCCAUUUGACCAUUGCAGCUUGUCUCUGCAGCCGUUUGAAUAUCCCAUGUGCACUCCCGAGGGAAUCGUCUUUGACCUGCUGAGCAUCGUUCCUUGGAUAAAGAAGUUUGGCACCAAUCCCAUCUCUGGAGAGAAAUUGGAAGCGAAGUCCCUCAUCAAGCUGAACUUCGCCAAGAACAACGAUGGUAAAUACCACUGUCCCGUCCUGUACACAGUCUUCACAAACAACUCCCAUAUCGUCACCAACAAGCUCACUGGCAAUGUGUUCUCUCACGAGGCUGUGGAACAGCUCAACAUCAAGACGAAGAGUUACAGAGACCUGCUCUCUGAUGAACCUUUCACCAGACAGGACAUCAUCACCCUGCAGGAUCCAACCAACCUGGAUAAGUUCAAUGUCUCGGACUUCUUCCACGUCAAGAACAACCUCAAAGUACUGGACCCUGAUGAGGAGAAGGCUAAGCUGGACCCUGGUUACCACCUGAACAGUACGAACAUGGAGACCAGAGAGACCCUGGCUGAGCUCUAUAAGGAUUAUAAAGGAGACGCUCUACUGGCCUCCACCAUGAAGGAACCACAGGCCAAGAAGACCGACAAACUUAACGCGGCUCAUUACUCUACUGGCAGAGUGUCUGCUUCCUUCACCUCCACAGCCAUGACCCCUGCUACCGAACACACUGCGGAUGCCAUCUCAGACGACACGGUGCGUUAUUCCUAUGUGAAGAAGAAAGGCUAUGUUCGCCUCCACACCAACAAGGGAGACAUCAACCUGGAGCUGUACUGUGACAAGGUUCCUAAAGCAGGAGAGAACUUCACCAAGCUGUGUAAGAAGGGUUACUACGACGGAACUGUCUUCCACAGAUCUAUCAGGAACUUCAUGAUCCAAGGAGGAGACCCAACUGGGACUGGUUUAGGGGGCCGAUCAUUCUGGGUGAAGCCCUUCAAAGAUGAGUUUCGUCCCAACCUGUCCCACACCGGACGAGGGGUUCUCAGCAUGGCCAACUCAGGACCCAACACCAACAAGUCCCAGUUCUUCAUCACCUUCCGGUCAUGUCCCUACCUGGACAGGAAACAUACCGUGUUUGGAAGGGUGGUGGGAGGCUUCGAGGCUCUGACAGCCAUGGAGAACAUAGAAGCUGAUCCUAAAUCCGAUAAACCCAAGUCUGAGAUCAAGCUGCUGAGUGCCACUGUGUUCGUGGACCCGUAUGAAGAGGCAGAUGCCCAGAUUGCAGCUGAGCGUCAGAAGGAGUUGGAAAAGCAGGAGGAGGAUCGAGCUCAGACCAGUUUGUCUCAGAGGAAGACUAAAGCAGAUCAGGCUCCCAAGACCUUCAAGGCUGGCAUAGGGAAAUACAUCAACCCUGUGACCGCUACCACCACGAAGCGUCCAGCAGUAGAGGACAGCGGACCGUCCACCAGCGGAGCCAAGAAGCCCAAAGGAAAGGCUGGCUUUGGAGACUUCAGCUCCUGGUAACUCCAUGGACACACAGCCCCGUGGACACGCAGCCCCUUGGACACGCAGCCCCUUGGACACGCAGCCCCGUGGACACGCAGCCCCGUGGACACGCAGCCCCGUGGACACGCAGCCCCGUGGACACGCAGCCCCGUGGACACGCAGCCCCUUGGACACGCAGCCCCUUGGACACGCAGCCCCGUGGACACGCAGCCCCGUGGACACACAGCCCCGUGGACACCUUCUGUGUCCCACCACUACUUUAGACCAGAGCCCUAUUCUCUAUAUAGAGCACUACUUUAGACCAGAACCCUAUUCUCUAUAUAGUGCACUACUAUAGACCAGAGCCCUAUUCCCUAUAUAGUGCACUACUUUAGUCCAGAGCCCUAUUCCCUAUAUAGUGCACUACUAUAGACCAGAGCCCUAUUCCCUAUAUAGUGCACUACUUUCGACCAGAGCCUAUGGCACCCUGUUCCCGAAAUAGUGCACUACUUUUGACUAGGGUCCAUAGGACACUAUGUAGUUAUGGUAAUAUAUAGGAAAUUAAGUAACUAGGUUUUGGUCAAAAGUAGUGGUCUAUGUAGGGAAUAGGCUUCCAUUCUGGAUGUACCCCCUAAUAUCCUAUUACCCCCCUGCUACUACCAGUCACCCCCUGAUAUCCUAUUACCCCCCUGCUACUACCAGUCACCCCCUGAUACCCUAUUACCCCCUGCCACUACCAGUCACCCCCUGAUACCCUAUUACCCCCUGCCACUACCAGUCACCCCCUGAUACCCUAUUACCCCCUGUUACUACCAG
Messenger RNA from Oncorhynchus nerka (sockeye salmon), 2459 nucleotides. It is a transcript of the gene ppil2, whose product is annotated as peptidylprolyl isomerase (cyclophilin)-like 2. Bases 105 to 1682 code for a protein of 525 amino acids. The record is from RefSeq and is a predicted model, not a curated record. Gene Ontology annotation, biological process: protein folding; protein peptidyl-prolyl isomerization; protein polyubiquitination. Gene Ontology annotation, molecular function: peptidyl-prolyl cis-trans isomerase activity; ubiquitin protein ligase activity. The transcript has 22 exons. Gene Ontology annotation, cellular component: catalytic step 2 spliceosome. NCBI's taxonomy places the organism in Eukaryota, Metazoa, Chordata, Actinopteri, Salmoniformes, Salmonidae.